CCUACAAAUCAAUCAAGACGACUCCUUGUAAUCGCGGACCAUCGGGUUAGAAGUGUCCUCGAGAUGCGGUGAUGGCUUUGUUGUAUAGGUUCGCGCAGCUGCACGAUCGCAGUGGCACGCGGGUCUUCUCCUUCGUCGUCACUAGGACCGUCGUGCGCGAUCCUGACAGGGACGUCACAAGUAAGGAACUAGUAUGCGGUUUCCAGAGGUGGGCCGUCGCUUUCUCGCGCGGAGAAAAGGUCCUGGGCGUAUACCUGGUAUGGCGUGGCGCAUCAAGAAACCUCCGCGUAUACGUGGACUUCACGUUCACGCUGCUGAAUCGAGAGCAUUUCUCUAUGAACGAGAGCUUCUCCGGCAAGCGGGUCAAGUUCACUUACGAGGCACCGGCCCAAGGCAACCGCAGUUAUAUCGCUGUGGCGGAUCUCUACAGCCGUAAUUUCGCCGACACAAACGGCGAAUUUCAGCUGGAGUUGUCCAUGGCGAAUGUGCGGACGGUAUACAUGACCGAGGUCAGAAUGCCGACAUCGGUGUUCUCGGCCGGCCAGACGAAGCCGAGCAAGCUGGAGACCGACUACUUCGCGUUCGGCGGUUUUGACUGGAAUCUGGUCAUCUAUCCGCACGGCAAGGACACGGACGGUUCCCGCGCCCAGGACAGCCGCGUGAGUGUCUAUCUUAUGAGACUGUCUGGCUUCGAUCAUCGAUGCAGAGUGAGAUACAGUCUGGCCCUCGGCGAGGGCGAUAGACGGAUCGAUUCGGGACAGAUCGAAGACAUCUCCGACGCCGAGGGCUGCGGCUUCGGCUGGCACACGCGGGUCAGGUGGUCCGACAUCGCGCACAAGGGCACACUUCGCGUGUCGCUCGAGAUGCUCGAGGCAAGAACCAUCUGCGAGAUCGCGGUGCAGGCAUUGGGCUCGUCGGUCCUGCCAGCUGCGCCAUGCUACGAUCGCGACAAGCAAGCUUGGGCCAUACGCGCUGAUCUCAACUCGGAUACCGUCAGAUUGCACUUGGUGUACAAAGACAUCCACAAUGUGCCGAGAAAUCAUUUAAGGUACGUUAGUUGGUCGGCAUACCUGCUGAGGGGCGAGGGACCAAACGUCGCGGCGAUUGGAUUGCCCGGCGAACCGUUCAGCCGCUACUAUGUUCAAGAAUCCGCCGAUGAGGGUAUCAUCAUGGAGACUAACGUGGAUAUGAACGAGGUGAAGGAGAAUCACUGUCCAUACCUCACAGACAAGGGACAGCUGAGGAUCCGGAUAGAAUGGAACGAGAGUCACUUGCUCUUCCAGGCGACCUAUCACAAGUACGACGAUGUGUGUCGCGUGCACAAUCAGCAGAUGCGACGCGAAAUCAUGUCGCUGCAGGCGGAGAACUACAGCCUCGAGCGGCAACUCUUCAGCUACCAAAAGAGUCUGGCGUACGCGCAGGCGCAACAACAGCAGCAACAGCAGCACCAGAAUCAGCAACAUCACUCGGUAGUGGGUCAUCAGGGCCAUCUAGAGCGAUCAGCGUCUAGUGACACCGAAUACGCUUGACAAGUGGAACGCGAGUUAUCAAAGUCACCAACACCACCAAGUUGCCGACGUCAGCUGCCGGCGACGACGACGACGACGGCGGUGCCGGAGGACGACCAGCGAGUACAUCAGAACCUGGUCAGAAUGAUGGAUCGGCGGCUGAGCAACGUGCAGUUGCAACAGCAUCUCUACGAGGAACAACGACACCGUCAUCGACACAGCAACGGCAGCAGUGGUAUCUCUUCGCCCAGACGGAGCAUUGAUCGCAACGGCCAGGAGCAUUGUCGCAGCAUCCUGCAGCAGCCCAGGUCCAGCGUCGGCGCCAGAUCCAAUGGCGGAGGAAGCAUAGGCGGCGCUUACGAAAAUCGAGCCGCGGGCAACAACGAUCGGUAUGCCGGCUACUAUCUGGGAUAUGUCGGCCAAGCGGCGCACAAGCGACGCAGGACCACAUUCUGGGAGACGCUGACUGGUCUGGUGUGUUCCCUGGGCGCUCUGGCCUCCAGAGCGGCAAAGAUGGCCGCUAGACGGGGCGAUCCUCUCUGAGGGUACGGUCGACGGCCGAGGACUCGACGCAAUGAUCGCUAUUGCCGGGGGUGGGCAAACGCGCGGGAAUGUAAUGUGAAGCUCGUUGGGAUGCACAUACAGCGCGUUCUGUCUUCUGUAUGUCGGUACAAUAUCUCCCACCGAACCGAUCAAAGGAAUUGUAUAAUCUUGACAUAAAGCCACGUGGUGUAUGCAACAUUUUUUUACAUUUAUAUAUCUCUCUAAAAAUUAAAAGAGAUAUAUUUUUUCUCUUUUUUGACUAAUUUUAUUUCUGUUCAUAUAAUUUCCUUUUUAAUUUAAUUGUAAGCGCGUGACGCAGGAUAAUAGAAGUUAAAAUUAAUUUGCUUUAAUUAAAUUUUCUUUGAUAUAACAUAAUACAUCGUAUCAACGAGAUUGCAAAAAUUUAUCUGAACUUUAUUGUUUUCUUGAUAUAUUAUCUUACGAGAUUUUUUUCUUAUUUAUUAUAUAUUGAAAAUAUCUUACUAUCUUUUAAAAAACAUGUUGGGAAGAUAUAUGCAAUGCAAAAAAAUGCGUUGUACGCGCCGUAUAUUCUUCUUGGCCAGUUUUCAUGCGAGUGUAUGCAAAUGGUUUCUGUUGAAUCUCUUGAAUGAUUCAAGAGAUCACCGAUUUUAUGAGACAGAACGUCCCGUAUACAUGUAACGCGGGAACGCGAUAGAAAGCAAAA
This is a messenger RNA of Formica exsecta, 2736 nucleotides long. RefSeq lists its product as uncharacterized. The record is from RefSeq and is a predicted model, not a curated record. Bases 72 to 1529 code for a protein of 485 amino acids. The transcript has 3 exons. Gene Ontology annotation, molecular function: protein binding. NCBI's taxonomy places the organism in Eukaryota, Metazoa, Arthropoda, Insecta, Hymenoptera, Formicidae.